AAUUCAAUCCACCGGUAGUCUGGAGGACAACCGCAACGAGUCACGGAGGCACCCCCUCUCGAGCAAAUCAACCAUUGCGGAGAAGAUGGGCAGUGACCUGAUGGAGGAAGACGAGCUCAGCAGCAACAGCGUCAUAUCUACCACUACACGCGAUGGGGGGGAUGGAGAGUCACGCAAGUCUUAG
This is a messenger RNA of Sphaeroforma arctica JP610, 184 nucleotides long. RefSeq lists its product as hypothetical. NCBI's taxonomy places the organism in Eukaryota, Ichthyosporea, Ichthyophonida. The annotation marks the transcript as partial. The record is from RefSeq and is a predicted model, not a curated record. The transcript has a single exon.